Meloidogyne enterolobii is the source of this 547-nucleotide messenger RNA. The record is from the annotation of a GenBank genome assembly. Lineage: Eukaryota; Metazoa; Nematoda; Chromadorea; Rhabditida; Meloidogynidae.
AUGAUAAAUAAUAAAAAAAUAUUAUUUUUUGUUAAUAAUCAAAUAAUUAAAUUAAUUAAUAAUAAUAAUUUAAAAUUUCAAUAUAAAUAUUUUUCAACUACAAAUUUAAUUAAAAAUGAAGUAAAACAAAAUUUUAAAGAAAAUUCUUCUUUAAUUGACUCUUUUGGACGUUUCCAUAAUUAUUUGAGAAUUUCAAUUGUUGAAAAAUGUAAUUUACGUUGUAAGUCUUUUAAAAAGAUUUUUUCGUAUUUAAUUAGUGAUCGGAGUUAGACGAGAUCUCGAACAGAAACUUCGGUUUUUGAAAUAAUAUUUUUUGAGAUAACGAUCUCGAUUCUCGUAAGAGACUCUCCGACUCUACAAGUCAAGUUUCCUGAUUCCCCCUGAAUUUUUACAAAAAUUCUCUCCUACGUCCUGUACGAACCUCCAAGCCUCCAAGUCAAGUCUCCUGAUUUCCCCUCUAAAUUACCUAAUACAAAAAUUCUAUUCCACGUCCUACAACUGUAAGCAUUUACUCAUUUUUGGAGUGGAGUUCUUGAAAGAUCUACAA